UAGUUUGUCCUUUUCCUCCCCACUUACAAGUUCCCCAGACACCCACGUACACGUUCUAUCUCUUAGCUCCCUGCAGCGGAAUAACACAAGGAUGUCUACUCUAAUCAGGAAGAUUAUUACCACCGCAUUGGCACCUGCAGCUAUCGGCCCGUACAGCCAGGCGGUGCUUGUGGACAGAACCUUGUACAUUUCCGGUCAGCUGGGGAUGGACGUGGCUUCUGGUCAGCUGGUCGAUGGAGGGGUGCAGGCUCAGGCCAAACAGGCUUUGGUCAAUAUGGGGGAGAUCCUAAAAGCGUCUGGCUGCGACUACACUAAUGUGGUGAAGACGACAGUGCUGCUUGCAGACAUCAACGACUUUAAUGCUGUCAAUGAAGUGUACAAGACAUUUUUCAGCAGUAACUUCCCUGCCAGAGCCGCUUACCAAGUGGCUGCGCUCCCUCGAGGCGGUCUGGUGGAAAUCGAGGCGGUGGCGGUCCUUGGUCCUCUCUCCGAUUCCUGACUAGGCAGCUAUAUUAAGUUACAGCAAAUAUCAAGACUAUGAUUUUCUUUAUACACAUGUCCCAACAUGAGCCACUUUCAACACUGGCGUUUAUAUAUAAAAACCCCAAUUAAGAGAUAAGCACUUAAUAGGCCAGUGUUUGGAUUGUGGCACAAUGAUGUGAUGUGUUUUAAUAACCACUGUAAUGUGAAAAUAAAGAAGCAUAAUUACAAUUGUCAUAUUUAU
This is a messenger RNA of Entelurus aequoreus (snake pipefish), 724 nucleotides long. Its product is annotated as 2-iminobutanoate/2-iminopropanoate deaminase-like. The transcript is spliced from 6 exons. The record is from RefSeq and is a predicted model, not a curated record. The coding region runs from base 92 to 499 and encodes 135 amino acids. Gene Ontology annotation, molecular function: deaminase activity. Gene Ontology annotation, cellular component: cytosol. Lineage: Eukaryota; Metazoa; Chordata; Actinopteri; Syngnathiformes; Syngnathidae.